This is a messenger RNA of Carassius carassius (crucian carp), 1151 nucleotides long. RefSeq names its product WASH complex subunit 3-like. The record is from RefSeq and is a predicted model, not a curated record. Gene Ontology annotation, biological process: exocytosis; actin filament polymerization. NCBI's taxonomy places the organism in Eukaryota, Metazoa, Chordata, Actinopteri, Cypriniformes, Cyprinidae. The transcript has 7 exons. Bases 153 to 767 code for a protein of 204 amino acids. Gene Ontology annotation, cellular component: WASH complex.
AUCGCGGAAAUGCUGGAGGUCGCGAUGAAGUCACGUGAAGAGUUUUUUUUUCCACAACGAUGCAUUUGUACCGAGUUCCCGACUCAUUUGUUACAUUUAAAUCGUAGAAACCUGUGUCUCAAUUCCAGUUAAAACGCAAACGAGCUGUCGACAUGGAUGAGGACGGAUUACCCAUUGUGGGGUCGGGAGUAGAUCUUACAAAGGUUCCAGCCAUUCAGCAGCGAAGAAUCAUAGCUUUCCUCAAUCAGUUCAUCGUCCACACCGUCAGGUUCCUGAAUCGGUUUUCCACAGUAUGUGAGGAGAAACUAGCAACAGUAUCACUACGAAUCCAGCAGAUUGAGACCACACUGAGCAUCUUGGAAGCAAAGCUGGCCUCUAUACCUGGUUUGGAAGAAGUGACAGUGGAAGGAGUGAGACGGUCUACAGAGACAAACGGCCCUGCAGCGGGGGGCAGUGAUGCCUCGGGCCCCUCUUUAGGUCCUCCUGUUGAGGCAUCGCAGCAAGCACAAGUGGCCCAUCCGGAGCAAAAGGCAGAGGCCCCAUCAGAAAAUGUGAUUACUGUAGCCAAGGACCCACGAUAUGCCAGAUACCUGAAAAUGGUGCAAGUGGGUGUUCCAGUCAUGGCCAUUAAAAAUAAGAUGGUAAUGGAGGGUUUGGACCCCGGUUUGCUUGAUACCCCUGAUGCACCUGUUCCAGAUAGUGUCAAAAAAGGAUUGGAUGAGCAAGAUGAUGACAGCUCAGGCAGCGAAUCAUCUUUCAGCGACUGAUUGGCUCUCACAGCCAAUGAGCUUUGUGUAGGACUAGUCUGUGUAGGCCGUCAUGAGCCCUGCUCAUCUCAAAGCAGCGUAAAUGCACUUGAAUGUCCUUACAGAGGACAGACACUUAGUGGUGGCACUAAGGUUGUGUCACAUCUCAGAGACUGCAUAUUUGUCAUCUAUAGUGGUUUCUCACUCGGUGAGAUUGCUAGUGAUUGUGAUGAUAACUGGUCCAUUUAAGUCUGUUUAAUUACUACUCUCAUGUGAAUUGUUAUUAAAUAUCUCAUCACUUGCCUGACAUGUACAUGUUAGAUGCCUAAUAUGUACAUCUAAUAACAAUAAAAAGAUGCCAGUGAGUGUCUUUAUGAAAUAGACACAAGCAGGCUUGUAAACCUG